This is a messenger RNA of Pomacea canaliculata, 2753 nucleotides long. RefSeq names its product blastula protease 10-like. Lineage: Eukaryota; Metazoa; Mollusca; Gastropoda; Architaenioglossa; Ampullariidae. Gene Ontology annotation, molecular function: metalloendopeptidase activity; zinc ion binding. The record is from RefSeq and is a predicted model, not a curated record. The coding region runs from base 1096 to 2274 and encodes 392 amino acids. Gene Ontology annotation, biological process: proteolysis; molting cycle, collagen and cuticulin-based cuticle. The transcript has 12 exons.
AAAACUGGUUUGCCUUUCUUGCACGAUACCUCAAGGUCCUAUUUAAACUGGCAACCAGUCCCCUUCAGUGAAAUUUGAAAAUAAAUGUAUGCUGCAGUCGGUCAGUUUUGACGAACCAUGUAAAGUCCGCCUCGUGAGCAGUUUUUUUUUUUCUCCCAUGAAUUAUCGUGAUUGACACAUCAUAACCAGUUGAAGCAUGCCGCCUGACCACACUCACAGCUUACGAACGGCUGAGGAUGUGCUGUGAGCCCCAUUUCCCGAACUACUACAGUCAUGUCCUUCCUUCAGAGCGGACAGCUUCCGGGUGACGAGUGUCGUAAAUCCCAAGCUCGGACCCGAGGCACGUUUCGAACUCUUGUCGUCCAACGUCGUAGUCUCCUCGACACAAGCUUUCCCCACAUUAUCGAGAACCGCACCAGCUUUAUAUAUAUGUGUGUGUACACACAAGCGAGAAGGAAGUGAACAAAAGCAUAUAUUGUCCUAUGAUUAAGAAAGCCAAGCUCAAAUUCAGCAAAGGAGAGGGGAUCGCUAAUACAGUGUGGUUUAGCGUUUUACUAUGAUUUUUUUUUUUUCGAACAGUGAAAUGUCGGAAAAUUUGUUUCUGGCGAUGAAUAGACGAGGAGGAGGGUUCGUUGUGAUGAUUAGUGAGUGGUGAGAGAAGGAGAAGGGAGGAGGGCUUUGGUACCUGAUGUUCGCCGCCGACCUUGUCCACCUCAUCGCCGCCGCGUCUGCUGAUGACGAGGCUAUCAGCAUCACACACAUUCACACGCCAAGCCCUGCUGCAACAAACAAUUGUUGUCACCACCCGCUUCUCCAGCAGCGUGGCUUCUACUUUUGCCGUUGCCAAGGUUUCGGUGGGCUAGGAUAUGUUGGUGGCUCUGUUUCUCGGACUGAUUGUUUCCCCUUGUUUGGAAUCGACACCGAUGACAAGAAGAAAUAUGCUGUAGAGAAGAGAAAUAUGUCAAGCCCAGAUCUCACUUGCACCACUCGUCGCGGCUGGACACGAGAGUGCUACGGGUGCUGGCGGGCAAACCUCUGGCCACUCCCCGGAGACCGUCGGAGGAGCGAGGUGUGGAAGGGGCGUUCGAGUCCGACAUGCGCCUCACCCGCCUGCAGCUCCUGGAGAUUGUCCACCAGCAGCUGCAGAUGAAACAGGAGGCGAGGGGCGUGGCCAGUAGUCGCACGAGGCGGAAGGCAGUGGCCAGCAACACGUAUCUGUGGCCCAGCAAGAUCGUGCCCUACGUCUUUGACAACGACUUCCCUGAGCACUUCCGGUCCACGGCGAUGGAGGCCAUGCGCUUCUGGCAGCGGAACACUUGUCUGCAGUUUGUUCCCUUCUCUGACGGCCUGGUUCAGCACCUGGGGCAUGACGACCACGUGGUUUUCAAAGUGGGCAAGGGCUGCCAGUCGUCCAUCGGCCGAGUGAGGAUGGGGAAACAGACAACAGAGAUCGGCGAUAACUGUAACGAGUUUGGCAGCGUGGCGCACGAGCUGGGUCACGUGCUGGGCUUCUAUCACGAACACUCGCGGCCGGACCGCGACAACUACGUCACCGUGCUGCGCUUCAACAUCCGCAGCGAUCGGCAGUACAACUUCCUCAAGUACUCCAACACCGAGAUCCUCACCAGCGAACCCUACGACAUCGGCUCCGUCAUGCACUACGGACCUACUUACUUCAGCAAGGACGGUGAGUCACGCACCAUCGACACGGAGGACGAGUCCCUUCGAGCGGUGAUGGGACAGCGUCACGUGCCCAGCUUCAUCGACGUCAAGACAGCCAACGACCUCUACAGCUGUGCGCAGGACUGCCGGGUGUGGCCUGAAUGUGACAACACAGGGUACGUGGGGCCGGACUGCACGUGUGUGUGCCCCACCGGACUGGGGGGCUGGAACUGCCGCGAAGUCAAGCCGUCGACUGCAGACUGCGGGGGCGUCCUGAACGACUCCUAUGGCGUUAUAGAAAGUCCAGGCUAUGGCACUGGCUACACCAACGGCGUCGACUGCCUCUGGCUCAUACAGGGCCCAGGGGAUGCUUCUGUGGUGCUGACGUUUCAUUACUUCGAGUUAGAGGACGAUCGCGUGCAACCGUGCGCCUUUGACUGGUUGGAGGUCAGGACACUGGGACCUCACCUCAACGGUCAGAGAUUUUGUGGAAAGGGACCAUCAGAAGACAUCCGUUACCCAGGCAACGCGUUGGUUCUACACUUCCACUCGGAUGAAUCAUACCAGUUUGAUGGCUUCCAGCUGUCUUACACUGUUGUUGAGAGACCUUAGGAUGGGUGCAAGUCGCUCCCUCCUCAACCCAAGUCUAGUGCUUUAUGUCUAAGGUGUGUUGAGGAGGUUCUGGUGACAAAGACACGAGUGUUUCUGCUGAUAAGUGUGGUAAGACGAUUGACCAUGAACAUGGCCAGUCAGGGUAUCUCCAAAACGUUCAUCUGUUUUAAAUAACAAAGUUUUAAACUUGCCAUAAUACUGACUUUUGAAAAAUUUAGGACAGAAUACACACACAUAUAUAUAUAGUAUACACACAUAUAUAUCAUCAUUAAAACAUGUAUAUACAUAUAAAGGUUUUCAUGAAAUGAAAUUUUAAAACUAUUGUAAAUCCUUAUAAUGGAUUGAACACUUAAAUACUGUGUAAAGAUGUUUGUACUAAAUAAACUGUUGGAAAAAUGACCUUUACGAUGGAAUGGUUUAAUGUAUAAUUUACUCUUUUAACCAUGGAAUCGAGUAAUCAUUAAAAUUAUGCACUUUCA